ACGGUCCAGAUUGCUGGACACAUCCAGACCUCGCCCAGCCCCAGUCGUCUCGCCUCGGCCACAUCACAGCCCUCGUCGCCGCCCUUCAUCACCUCCCUCCGCGGCCUCCCAGAUCCAGGAGGGGCAGGAGGCAAGGUCACCUCAAUCUCAGGAGAUGGGUCAGGCCUUCCGCAAGCUCUUCGAUGCCUUCUUCGGCAACAAGGAGAUGCGGGUGGUGAUGCUUGGGUUGGAUGCAGCCGGUAAAACAACCAUACUCUAUAAGCUGCACAUUGGCGAAGUUCUCUCCACCGUCCCCACCAUAGGUUUCAAUGUUGAGAAGGUUCAGUAUAAGAAUGUAGUCUUCACUGUGUGGGACGUUGGUGGCCAGGAGAAACUGAGGCCCUUGUGGAGGCACUACUUCAACAACACCGAUGCUCUGAUUUACGUGGUUGAUUCACUGGAUAGAGAUAGAAUCGGAAGAGCCAGAGCAGAGUUUCAGGCUAUAAUCAAUGACCCUUUUAUGCUUAACAGUGUAAUAUUGGUGUUUGCUAACAAGCAAGACAUGAGGGGAGCAAUGACUCCGAUGGAAGUAUGUGAGGGUCUCGGCCUGUAUGACCUGACUAACCGCAUCUGGCACAUCCAGGGCACGUGUGCUCUGAAGGGUGAUGGCCUGUAUGAAGGAUUGGACUGGUUAGCGACUACUCUGGACGAAAUGCGAGCUUCUGGGCGGAUAACUUCAUCAUCAUCAUCAUCCUGAACAGUAACAGAUCAUUUGAUCCUCGUGAUACACCGCUGAUUGAAGGAUCAUCUUGUGCUUGGAUCUCUCCCCGCACUUCCUAUUUUUGAUUUUUGUGUUUCCCCAAUUAUUGUUAGCUAUACCUGUUGUGAAAUGGGUGAUGCUCCUAGCCUCCUAUCAUGGCAAAGCUUGCUUGGCUCGCGAAGUUGGCGGUGGCCAAUUUGGUGCUAUUGCGAAGAAGAGAAGCUGAGCCUGCUUAUUAUACUCGUCUCCUAGUUGAAGGCACCUAUCAUGAUCCAUUGUGUGCGAGAGUGAUUGUAAAUACAUCCAAUCCACUGAUGACAUGACACUCUAGUGGUUUGAAUCUGAAGAAAUGGAAUCUCCAUAUUGUUAUUGUGGGCU
Messenger RNA from Phragmites australis (common reed), 1117 nucleotides. RefSeq names its product ADP-ribosylation factor-like. The record is from RefSeq and is a predicted model, not a curated record. Gene Ontology annotation, cellular component: cytoplasm. NCBI's taxonomy places the organism in Eukaryota, Viridiplantae, Streptophyta, Magnoliopsida, Poales, Poaceae. The coding region runs from base 155 to 736 and encodes 193 amino acids. Gene Ontology annotation, molecular function: GTPase activity; GTP binding. Gene Ontology annotation, biological process: vesicle-mediated transport; intracellular protein transport. The transcript has 6 exons.